AUCAACAUUGUAGAAACGUCAAAAAACCACCAAAAAAAAGAAAUUCCCGCAUGAAAAUUUAUUUUUUUCAUAGAAAAAUAAUAAUUUUCUACAAGAUUUAAUGCGAAAAUGUUGAAUUUUUAAAACAAAACACAAACAACAAGGCUAAAUAAACCUUGAAGAAUAAAAGUAACAAAUAAAAUUGCCAAAAAUCAACAUAAUUCCAUAAGAAACAUAAAAGGGUUCUAUAGCAAAAGUCUUUCACUGAAAGAAGUUAAGACGGUGACAACAAAACGUAAAUAUUAAAUAAAAAUGCUGCCGCUUACACAUCGAGAUCGCGGCAAUUGCAUGUACCGCAUUAAAGACAGCUUGAAUAGUUGGAAACGAUUGAUUUUCUCGGAUAAGAAUUCAAGAAACUUAUUUUUAUUUCUGCUGUUAAAUUUUAGUUUUGCCUUUGUGGAACUAUUCUAUGGCAUAUGGACCAACAGUUUGGGUCUUAUAUCGGACUCAUUUCAUAUGUUCUUUGAUUGCACUGGUCUUUUGGCUGGUUUGGCUGCUUCAGUUAUCACAAAAUGGAAAGCCAAUGAACGUUUCUCAUAUGGUUAUGUGAGAGCAGAGGUAUUGGCGGGUUUUGUUAAUAGUCUGUUCUUAAUAUUUGUGGCCUUCUUUAUUCUGUCGGAGGGUGUUGAACGUCUAAUAGAACCACCAGAGGUGAAGCAUGAACGUCUGUUUGUUGUCUCCGUAUUGGGUUUGCUUGUGAAUCUUGUUGGUAUUUAUGCCUUUAAUCAUGGUGGUCAUGGUCACUCACAUGGCGGUGGUGGCCAUGGACAUUCGCAUGGAGGAGGUGGCGGACAUGGUCAUUCACAUGGUGGUGAUGGUGGUCAUUCACAUUCCAACAAUCAUUUGGAUUCUAAUAGUCAUCAGGCCAUAUUAUUGGAUGAUGGACACGGUCAUUCACACGAUCACGGCGCUCACUCACAUAACGAUGACGUUGGCGGCCACAACUCACAAAUAAUGCGCGGUGUCUUCCUUCACAUUUUAGCUGAUACUCUAGGCUCAGUCGGUGUCAUUAUUUCUGCCGUUUUAAUGCAUUUGUUCGGCUGGAUGAUAGCCGAUCCAAUUUGUUCAAUUUUCAUCUCUGUGCUAAUUGUGCUUUCUGUCUUAAGUCUCAUCAAAGAAUCCAUUUAUGUAUUAAUGCAAAGACAACCUGUCAGUUUAGAUCGUUUACUACCUCAGUGCUAUCAAAAAGUCACCGGUUUGGCUGGUGUUUACGCCGUACAAGAACCUCACUUUUGGACAUUAUGUUCGGAGGUGUUUGUGGGUGCUAUAAAGCUGGAAGUGUCACGUAAUAUUGAUCCUAAAUAUGUGGUAUCGCAUACACGUAUGAUUUUCGAAUCGAUAGGCGUUAAACAAAUCUAUAUACAAUUGGAUUAUGUGUGAUAAUUUUUAUAUUUAUAUGUAUGUACUAUAUUUAAAUAGAAUAUUUAAAGAAAGCCUGGUUUUUUGCAAAUGAUUUCUCUCAACAUUAAUGAUUUACUUUACUAUUACUACUUCUACUAUUAAUAGUUUAGGUAUUUGUUUAUACACACUAUUUACAAAACAAUGCAAAAUUAUGGAAAAUUUCUUCAGAAUCAUUUCGUUUUUACUUCUUCUUUUUAUAUUUAAAAACAAACUGUACAAUUGAGAACUAAGUUCUUUACUAUUUUUUAGUGUUGAUUUUAAAAUUAUAUUAAUUAUUAUUAGACUGUUCGUUUUAAUUGCUAUUUCAUACGAACACACACACAAAAAUAGUAUUUAAUCACAAAAAUAGUAAAAUUAACGAACAGCAACAAUUUUAAGUCCAUAUUUAUUGUUUUUGUAAAGCUAUUAAUUAAAUCAUUCCAACACCAAACUUUAAAGUUUUUUUUUUAUUUUUUUAAUUCUUUUAAAUUUUUUUUAGUAAAUUUAAAUGCUAUAUAACAUAGUUUAGAACAAAAUUAAACGAUCUAAAUAGAAAUAUCAAUUCAAAGGACUGUCAUAUAUUAAUAAACAAACAAAAAUAUAAGCGUAAUAACAAACAAUAGUAUAGAAUUAAAACAAAACCCAAGUGCAGCAACAGUUGUAUAAAUAUUUACUAAGAAAAUAGAUGAAAAUGAAAAAAACUAAUUUGAAAUGUAAAUAAAUGAGUUUUUUAUUUAAAAAAAUUAUAUUAAAA
Molecule: messenger RNA, 2173 nt
Organism: Calliphora vicina (urban bluebottle blowfly)
Lineage: Eukaryota; Metazoa; Arthropoda; Insecta; Diptera; Calliphoridae
Gene: ZnT86D
Product: zinc transporter 86D
Exons: 4
Coding region: 292-1419 (375 amino acids)
Biological process (GO): zinc ion import into Golgi lumen; intracellular zinc ion homeostasis
Cellular component (GO): cytoplasmic vesicle; Golgi apparatus; membrane
Molecular function (GO): zinc ion transmembrane transporter activity
Source: RefSeq, a predicted model, not a curated record